AAAAUCUCCGAAACAAAAAUCAACUCAUUAACAAUAAAAAACGCCAACAACAGCAAAAAGUACAUAUAUCUUUAUCAAAAUUAGUUCCGUUAUCUGAAAGCCCAACUCCAUUUUGGCAAAACACAAUCAACACCAACACACACAGACAGACAGACAGCCAGACGGAGAGACAGAGAGACAGAGACUCACCCUCUUUCGAUUUUCUAGGCCGGAUUUGAGAAAUGGCCAGCGAACGCAGUUGCAACAAGCUCGGCGGCAAGGAGGGCCACAGCUUUAGCAGAAUUGAGGCCUUGGCCAUCAACUCGAAGAUGGCAAAGAAGACAGAGAACAGCAGCCAGAGCCAAGUGCUGGAGCAGGCGCUCAGCAAUGUGGUGGAGCAUGCAAAGCGUUUGAAUCUUAGCAGCGUCGACCGUUUCAUGAUGUCGUCCAAAAUAUGCGAAAGUGCCAAAAACAUUGGCAAAAUGCCAAAUGAUACGAUGAGCGCUCUGCUGCCAAAGAAACCCAGCUUCCCAGCUAUAAGGCGUCGCAGAUGUCCUUGCUCGAUGAAGCAGACGGUGAAGACGCCGCGAGCUGAGCCACAGACAUCCGCUGUACCAGCGGCGCCACAGCCGCCACCGCCACCACCACCUCCGUCGCCGCGCUGCGCACCGGCCCAGGAAUUGUGCAUAGCUAUGGAUUUGGCCGAUAACCUUAUCAAGGAGUACAAACAGACCGAGCAGUUGACUAAUCAACUGCUGCAGGACGCUUUGAGCAUUAACCACGAUCUGCUCUCCUAUUGGGAGUAUCAGCGUGACAUCGAACUGGUGCGCGAAAUCGAGUUGGAAAGCAAUGCACGAUCCGUGGAGGCCAUUAUAGAUGGAUUGAGCAAGGAGUACGAGUGUCUGGACUUCGGCUUGGAGCACAAGCAGAGGAGAUUCAACAGCCGCUUUCUGCGCGCCAAUAGCACACAAACAGAAACGACGGCCAGUUCCCCCGGUUCCCCAUCUUGCCUGCAAACAGCCACAAAGUUGGCAAUGGCAAUGCCAAUCCCAAAGGCAUCCAUGGUGGCCAGCACGCAAACCGAACAACAUACAAUGCUGGCCAUACCCACACAGACACAGACACAGAUGCAGCGGCACGAGCCAUGCGAGCGCAUCGAACAUGCCAUCAGCAACAUGCGCAGCCUGGCUCUGCCACCGUCUCUAACUCUGCCAUGUGGGCGUGGCUGCCAGCUGGACAGCCUCCCAGCAGUCACCACAUCGAGCUGUUGCUUCCGCCCCAUAAUGAGCGAGUAUCGCGAGCGUGUGGAUGAAGUGCGCCAACUCAUGCCCAUGGUGGUGAGCGCCAGCGCUGUGGACAUGGAUGCAGCUAUGCAGGAUAUGCGCCUUCAGCAGCUCCGCGUACAGUGCCAGCGCAAUCUCAUAUUUCAUGACAUGAUGCGAUUCGCCGAAGAAGAGCUUCUCCAGUUAUUGCAGCAAAGCACAGAUAACAAAACGGAAACGGUGGCUACUUUUGCAGAGCCAGUCGGCAAUGGAAUCGCCACCGCUACCACAACCACCACCACCACCACCAAUCUGGCCUCCAUGCUGGAACAGGCCGUCGACAAAAUGAGAAAGACUGCUGACAGUGGAAGUGCUUCAAGGAAGUGCACCACUGUACUGGAAUCGGGAACCGUGGGCGAUGUGGAGCUGACCAACAAAUCGCUAAAAGCUCAGUCAUUGGAGUUGGAGUUGAAGACUCAGCAAAGCGAAGAGGCACCGCCAACAUCCACCACUCACAUUUGAAUUGUUAUUGAUUGUAAAUAAAAUCUAGCAGUUCAACUUAUCGAAAUUUCCAAA
Scaptodrosophila lebanonensis is the source of this 1817-nucleotide messenger RNA. RefSeq lists its product as uncharacterized. Bases 222 to 1763 code for a protein of 513 amino acids. The transcript has a single exon. The record is from RefSeq and is a predicted model, not a curated record. NCBI's taxonomy places the organism in Eukaryota, Metazoa, Arthropoda, Insecta, Diptera, Drosophilidae.